UCGAGCUCGCCACUGACGACGACGACGAUGGCCCCCCUCCCAUCGAGGCCGGUAUUCCAGUACCCGAUAUUCCUCUCCAGCUGCCCCCAAUGUCAUAUCCAGCUCGAGGUCGCCGUCCCAUCUCCGCGCCCAAAGCAGGGCACGCUCCUCGACGUGCAGUGCUUCGCCUGCCGUAGCACAUACACGCAUGCCCUCUAUCCUGCGCAGAUCGUCGACGCUGCCGGCGCGGGCCGCGUGGGGACGUCGUCGCAGGGGCCGAGCUCGCCCAGACCUGAUCGAACGCAGACACCGGGCGUGAAGCGCUCCUCCCGCAAGAUCGGCACGCAGGAGCGUCCACUAGAGACGGGGUAUUACGACAUCCUGGGCGUCUCGGUGGACGCGACGACGGACGAGAUCAAGAAGGCGUAUCGUCGCGCCGCCAUCAAGCACCACCCGGAUAAGAAUCCGGACGAUCCGCACGCCGAAGAGCGCUUCAAGGAGAUCGCCAUAGCAUACCAGACGCUCUCAGACCCAGCCCUGCGCAAGAAGUACAACGAGUAUGGCAGCAAGGAAAGCCAGCCCGAAGGAGGCUUCGUCGAUCCAGAAGACCUCUUCGGUGCAAUAUUCGGCGGCGCUGCAUUCGUGCCUAUCAUCGGACACAUCAGCCUCGCUAAGGACAUGAAAGAGGCCUUGCAGGAGGCAGACGACGAGCUAGGCGCAGGCGCACAACCAAGGUUAGAUGCGCAAGGACGACCCAUACUCGAUCAGGACGGCAGACCACUUCCGUUACUUGACGCGAAGGGACGGCCAGUCCUAAGCGAGGAAGAGAAGAAGCGGCGCGAAGAGCGCAAAAGGCGGCGAGCGGAAGAGAAAGAAGCCGCCCGCGCCGAACGCGUGCGCGAGCUCGUCGCCAAUCUCGAGCAGAAGCUCGGCAAGUUUGCAGAGGUCGCGAGCGGGCCGGAUGACGCAGCCGUGGCGCACAGCUGGAGGGAAAUGUGCCGAAUCGAGGCGAGCGACCUCGCCGCCGAAUCCUACGGCCCCGAGCUCCUGCAAACAAUCGGCUUCGUGUACACCAGCAAGGCGAAGCACCACCUCGCGACGCAGCAGACGCUGUUCGGCGUCGGCGGCUGGAUGCACAACAUUCAGGGGAAGUACCAUGUCAUUAGCGAGACCAUGUCCACCGUGCGCUCCGCGAUCGAGCUCAAGUCCGUCUUCGACCAGAUCCAGGCCGCGGAGAAGGCGGGCAACCUGAGCGAGGACGAGCGGCGCCGGCUCGAGGAGCAGGCCGCGGAGAAGGGGCUCCAGGCGUUGUUCAAGGGCACCAAACUCGAGAUCGAGUCCGUCCUGCGCGAGACCUGCGACCGCGUGCUCGAGGACCCGAACAUCACGCCGCGAACGGCGCAGCUGCGCGCGGUCGCGCUGCAGAUUAUGGGCGAGGUCUACAUGAGCGUCAAGAAGCCCGAGGGGCUGCUGGGCGAGGACAGCGAGUACGUGAAGAUCGAGAACAAGCGGAGCUCGCGGGCGGGGUCGAGGUAGGGUGGGGGAGUUGACUGGGAUGUGGUAGAGAUGGGUGUCAUGAGGCAGGUGAAGGGGUGUCAUACUGCCAGGUCGGGCCCGUGUCAUGCUAGCUGCAAGCGAAGCCCUCCCGCUGACCGGAAGCGAAGCCCUCUCGCGCUGAGCUCGAGAUAGCUAGCCCUCGUAAGUAGCGAAGGGCCAAAUCGUAGCGAAGGGACAACUCAUCAUUUCAUCGCAAGCACGAGAGGAGGGGCUGCGUCGGACAUAUGAUGCAUGGAGCGCCUUGUAUUUGUACUCCCAUAGUCAGUAUUAUACGUUACGCUGCAAACGCCCUGGCUCAGCUCACACAUUGGCUCCGUCAG
Schizophyllum commune H4-8 is the source of this 1856-nucleotide messenger RNA. Its product is annotated as DnaJ-domain-containing protein. The transcript has 9 exons. The coding region runs from base 28 to 1515 and encodes 495 amino acids. The record is from RefSeq and is a predicted model, not a curated record. NCBI's taxonomy places the organism in Eukaryota, Fungi, Basidiomycota, Agaricomycetes, Agaricales, Schizophyllaceae.